This is a messenger RNA of Colletotrichum phormii, 566 nucleotides long. RefSeq lists its product as uncharacterized. The record is from RefSeq and is a predicted model, not a curated record. The transcript has a single exon. NCBI's taxonomy places the organism in Eukaryota, Fungi, Ascomycota, Sordariomycetes, Glomerellales, Glomerellaceae. Bases 103 to 462 code for a protein of 119 amino acids.
GUCGGGAUUGGAGUCAUUGGCUCAAUACCGUGAGAAAUAACCCAUCCCGUGGCAUCUCAGCUCUGGUCCUUGGCCUCGCUGGAGAUCUGAUGCUCAGCAUUGAUGACUAUACUGACCAUACUCUUGCGUUCAUUCUGUCUCAUGGUGGAUUACGUCUGCGCAGUUGUCUUAAGAACAUCGGCUUUCAUGGAGCCCAUGAUGAUACAUGACCACUACGUACCUUGGCUUGCAUUACACACAUUGCCAUCUGAAAGCAGCGGAUGCUGGCGCUUCAAGUGCUACCUAGAUCACACGCUCUCGUAUCAAUCUUACGACGAAGAUAUAGGUAAGAGUGAUUUCAAACAUCAUUAUUUAAUGGCCACAUCUAUAAUUCCGAGUGGUCCUCAAUGCGUCGCAGCAACCCCCAAUACAACCUGUAUGGGCCAGAAGCUCAAUGCUCCUCACGAGAGGUCUCAAUGCUGAGCCACAUAUCCAGUCUAUAAGUUGAACCCCGUAAAGCCUUAGACCAUUACUAUGGUAAAAUGCAUGUGUACCCCGCCACCCUUGUCCAUGCCCAUCCAAGUUAA